Sarcophilus harrisii (Tasmanian devil) is the source of this 3312-nucleotide messenger RNA. RefSeq lists its product as uncharacterized. The transcript is spliced from 3 exons. NCBI's taxonomy places the organism in Eukaryota, Metazoa, Chordata, Mammalia, Dasyuromorphia, Dasyuridae. The record is from RefSeq and is a predicted model, not a curated record. The coding region runs from base 1533 to 2069 and encodes 178 amino acids.
CAUACCCCCAGCCCUCAUUUUACAGAAGGGCUAUGACAUCUGGGCCCGUGGGGGGGGGUGCUGCUUGGGACUGCACUGCUGCUCUCCCCCCCUUUUCUGGUGCCGACCAAGGGGAGCCUGUGUCUUCCUCAAGAACAGCGUUGCUCGCCUGGCCCGAGAUGAUGCAGCCUCUCUAAACUUAGCAUCCUGACGAUCAGCAGAUGCGCUGGCGAGGUAAAGUCCCUGCGGCGGCUGUAACAGAUGCGGGGAGGAUGCGAGGAAAGCCCCUCUCGGUCCCUCGGUGGGGAGACUUCCCAGGUUCCUUUUGGAGCUAGAAACUGACCAGGAGGGGUGGAGGAGGGGCCGUUAUCCAGGAAGUCUGGCUUUGGCUGGAAACACCUCGAGCGGAUAAAGUGACUGCGGCUCCCGGAGCGACCCCUCCUGACUGCGGCCGUCUCAUCAGGGGCCUCCCUCGGCUGGCGCGGCGGCACCUUUUUUUUCCCCCACUCUGCCAGGCGGGCUCUUGAAAUUUCUGGUCACGAACAGGUUAAAGCAGCAGCCAGCUCUGCCCGCCCGCCCGCCCGCCCGCCGGCCCGCCUGCCCAGGCUGAGUUAGCACUUCCCGGGGCUUGCUUGCUGAGCAUCUCCAAGUAACAGCGUUUUGCAUCAUGGAAAAGGGGGGGAGGUGGGGAAGAAGGGGGUAAAAACUGCGGGAGGUCGGAGGAGUCCUUAUUUGCCAACACGUCCCUCCGUCUCUUCCUCCUGGCUGGGCCGGGGGAGGGAGGGGGGAGAGGGAGUGAGAACACAAUUUCGUAGGGAAGGAUUAGCCCAGGCUGCCAGCCAAGAGGCUGUCUAGUGCCUACUGCGGAUUGCUGUUGCUGCUGCUGAAUUCAGCGGGCCAGAGAGACAGAGACAGACAGAGGCAGACACUUACGCACAGCAUCGGCUGGGCCAGUCACUGGGGCGUGGGGGAUCCCGGAUCGUGGAGGUGGGCUCCCUCCAGGGCCGAGAAGACCACCUUUCUCCCGCCCCCCCCCCAACCACCUCACCAGGACAGGCAGCAGGAGGAAGGAAGCUGGAGGGCAGCUCUCCUUGGUAGCCCCAGUGCUGAACUUUCAAUCCCUAAAGACACGGACCCCUUCCCAGGGUCUCUCGGGGUGAGUGGGGGGCAGCUAGCUACAAGCAGCCAGGCCUGCCAGGGGGUCAUGCUGGAGGUGUAACAAAGGGGAUACUGUCCUCAUCAGCUCUUCUGCAGGAGACAGGACCCCUAUUAGGGGAAACUUAGAAUCCCCACCCCCCACCCCUCUUGCCUCCUACAGCUAACCCAAGCCUUGCCUGGAUUUAUUAUUAUUUUUUUCCCCCUUGACUCGAUAGCAUCGUUUGCGAUUCUGGAAAAGGGGGCAGCAAGGCAAAAAGAGGCUCAGAUGUUUGGGGCUGGAUUGAACUGAAGGCUCCCUGAAGGUGCCAGGAGCUGAUCUUCACCUUAUUUUGGGUCCUUCUCCCCCCUUCCACCAGCCAGGGGGCUGAUUUGGGGCCAUUGCCUCCAGGCCUGUGAUGUCUUGUGAAUGUGCAGGACACAGCAAGGGUGCCCAAUACAGCUCCAUGAUGACGACCACAACUGCCAAGGACUUGGAGGAGAGAGCCAUGGAUUCUAUGCUGGUGACCUCCACUCCAGCUUCUGGGACCUUCUCCCAUGUCUUCGGUCAACAGUGCCAACUUAUGGAGGCAGCUGUGCAGUCCUUACACACCUUAAAUGACCAGAUCUCCCACUUUGUGGUCACCAAGUCGAAGACCCUAGAGGAGGAUAAAGACCCCUUUCUACCCACAGAAAAAGAAUCUCUGAAGAACUCAAUGGCUUUGAUGAGACAUCUCCUAAUGGAUGCCCAGGCUUGCCAACGUCCUGAAACAUUGCAGGGGGUUAUGAUUGACUGUGGGUCCAAUGGAGAAGUCAGUGGGAGCCGGGCUGCCGAGAGACUGGGUACGUCACCAGCAGCACAGGAGAAUGAGGGGAUCUCUACGUCCUCCACCAGCUCAGAAAACAGCCCAUCAUCACCUAGUAGCCAGGAGCUAGAGUAUGCAGUAGAAAGAUAACUGUAUUAUUAAACUGUAAAACCCAUGUUCAGAUCCUGGUUUUGCCAUCCACUCUCUGCCAGGUUGACCUUGAGCACAACCCUUAAGCUCUUGGGCUCUCAGUUUUCUCCCUUGUAAAAUGAAAGGGAUGUGCUAAAGGGCUUCUAAGGUCCCUUUCUGGCCCAGGCCCUAUAAUCCUAGAGAGUUUGCCUGAAGCAAGCUGAGAUUAAAAGACUGGCCCUGAGCCCCAGGGCAUGUGUCACAGGUGGAAUUUUCUUGGCUGCAAGGUCAGCCAUCUUUGCCUCCUAGACUCUCUCCCUUUGAGUAAUUCUGAAAGCAUAUUUUUGAAAGGAGCACAGUUGAAUCUAGGAAAGCCUUAAGGAAGCACUGACAGCUGAAGAAAUGUUGCCUUUUUGGUGACAAGAGGAGAUGGGUGAUAAAGUGGGGGAAGUCUGGCCUGGAAGUCACAGCCUGGUUCAGACCCUUCCACGUAUCCUGGCACUCUGGUCUACCUCGUGGGAGAUCAUGUAUAUGACUGUUUUACACACUGAGGUGACUGAUUCCAAGUUUAGUGCUCCAUCCACCUGUGGAGGAGGUUCUGGGGUUUAGGUGGGGUUGGCAGAGAGAGCCUGAAGUACCGAUAAAAUUACUCCCUAAGAGAAGAAGGGAAGGACACAGUUUGGGGUCAGCUCAACCUUAUAGUCUGAUUGUCUCCAAUUAUUCUGUAUCUCUCUCUUGUUUGUACGGAAUAGUUUGAAUGGUUUCUUCUCUGCUAGAUCCUAAGGUCCCUGAAGGCAGGAAUUGGUUUUUUGCCCUUUCUGUCUUCAGCACUUUGCCUGGCGCAUAAUAGGUGCUCCUUAAAUGCUUGUUGGCUGAAUGACUGACACACUAUGCUCAUGGAAACUUGAGUUUUUUUGGCUGUAUUGGCUCAUCCUUAAGAAAGCAAUAUAUCUCAUGAACGUUACGAUACCUUGUGAGGUCUCAGUGACCAGAAUUAACAGUCCUUUGGGCAGAGCAUGAGCAGGUAAGAGCAUGGAACUCACAUUAUUUCUUACUUACCCUUAGUCACUCAAUGAGUAUUGCCUCAGUCAAACUGAGAUCUGGAAAAGACUUUAGCUUACAAAACCCUGCAUGCAAGGUCAUCUCCAGUGAUCCCCAUCUCUACCCAGAUGGCCCUGGAGGAGAGAGUGAGCCCUCCUUCCCUGAAAUGCAAUUUACUCCCCUUUUUGGCAUUUUCUUGGCAAAAAUCUGGAGUGUUUUGCUA